UUACAAUUCCUUUCCAGAAUCCAGCUGAUCGCUGAAGGAGCCAUGUAAGCCAACGUUCUAAACAUCAGCAACGCCUACGCAUUCAAAAACUUCCACUUUUCUUGCUCCGGAAGCCCUGGAAAUUUGUCUGUGCCUGCGAUCAUACUUAAAGAAGAAAACAGUCAAAAGCUUGGGCAACCAUGGGCAGUCUGAAUCAGAGGAAACCAAGAUUUCUCUGCCUUCAUGGCUUCAGAACCAGCGCCGAAAUUCUCAAGAAGCAGGUCGUCGGGAAAUGGCCAUCAUCAGUGGUGGAAAAAUUGGAUCUUGUCUUCGUAGAUGCACCGUUUCCUUGCCAGGGCAAAUCUGAUGUGGAGGGCAUCUUUGAUCCUCCUUAUUAUGAGUGGUUCCAGUUCAACAAGGAAUUCACAGAGUAUCAGAAUUUUGACAACUGCCUUGCUUUCAUUGAAGAUUGCAUGAUAAAAUAUGGGCCUUUUGAUGGUCUUCUUGGUUUCUCCCAGGGUGCAAUGUUGUCAGCAGCAUUGCCUGGGUUACAAGAGAAGGGAGUGGGCCUUGCAAAUGUGCCCAAGAUUAGAUAUCUUAUAAUAAUUGGAGGAGCAAAGCUAAAGAACCAAGCAAUUGCAGAAAAGGCAUACUCAUUGCCUAUUAAAUGCCCCUCUGUUCAUUUCAUAGGAAAGGAGGACUUCCUUAAGGAAUAUGGAAGUGAACUCCUCGAAUCAUUUGUGGAUCCCCUGGUUAUUCAUCACCCUAAAGGUCACACGAUACCACGAUUUGACGAGGAAGGUUUACAGCAGAUGCUUUCAUUCCUAGAAAGUAUUCAAGGGGAUAUCAGUAUGUCAGAAGAAAAGCAAACAGAAAUUGCAAAGAAACAUUCUUAGUUGCUCAAUGCUGAAAAUCUUGCAAUAAUUUUGUGGAUGGUUACUCUCUGGGGGCAGGUUUUUACUGCAUUGUUACUGUCAUUGACUUUCUAUAAACAGUCUUACAGAGUUAUUGGAAGAAUCUCUAUAGCAUUAUUAUGUUCAAUCAAUUUUUUCCCAUCAUUUUUCCA
Molecule: messenger RNA, 1045 nt
Organism: Ipomoea triloba (trilobed morning glory)
Lineage: Eukaryota; Viridiplantae; Streptophyta; Magnoliopsida; Solanales; Convolvulaceae
Product: rhodanese-like domain-containing protein 6
Exons: 6
Coding region: 180-875 (231 amino acids)
Source: RefSeq, a predicted model, not a curated record